CUACCUCGGGAUGGACUGGGAGCGUUGGAUUUAGCCACAUAGCAACACUCCGGUGUACGCGGACACAUGCACGACUCCCGUAGAGGAACCGAUUAAAGUAGAAAAAAAUCUCAACUAGGUGACAUUGCUCGGUGGUAUGUCGCAAAGACCUCAUUGGUGAACACUGCGGCCAAAGGAGUUGUUUUUCUGGCGGAUAUCCCGCACCGCUUGCCGGGGACUCAUUGAUCAAGGACUCAGGUUAUCGAGCCGACGUACUAGCUGUUGCUCCUUACCAAGCCACACAACUUCUGUUAUCUCCCGACACAGCAGGUUAACUAAGUGACCCCCCAACCAACUAACUAUUUUCCGGGCGUGGUGGAGGCAUUCCCCGGGAAGCAGCGACGUGUGCGAACCAUGAGGAGGUGUGCGAGGAAGGUUGGCCGGGCUGCCUCGGCUCGCUAGGCUAGCGGCCACGUAUUGACUUUACCUCCCCGCCGACCUGGAUCUCAAUUUGGGAGUUUUUUCCCUCUCUAUUUUUCACUGACUUGAGGGUAUACUUUGCCCCCGGGAUGUUGUAACUCGGUUCUGGUUCGACCUUUCCCAAAAAAAAAGCUACCAUUGACGGGGAGAGCAGUCAUUCGCAACUCUGGUUUUGAAGACUUGGAAAGUUUGAGGCGAGUGGAGGAAAAUGGAUGCGGGUAUAGAGAAGGAAUGCGGGGCCCUGGGAGGACUGUUCCAGCUCAUUAUGACCGACAUGAAGGCCUCCUACCCUGCAUGGGAGGACUUUGUAACCAAAGGAACCAAACUACAGUCCCAGCUCAGGACCACGAUCUUGGUGACGGGAUCCUUCCUGGAUGCUUUCCAAAAGGUAGCAGACAUGGCAACCGGAACCAGAGGGGCCACCAAGGAGAUCGGUUCGGCACUGACCAGGAUGUGCAUGAGACACCGAAGCAUCGAGUCUAAACUCAAACUCUUCACUACUGCUCUCUCAGAGAGUCUCAUCUCCCCGUUGGAGGGGAAGAUGGAGGAGUGGAAGAAAGUGGCCAAUCAGCUUGACAAAGACCAUGCUAAAGAAUAUAAGAAGGCCCGGGCAGACAUUAAGAAGAAGUCCUCUGACACCAUCAAACUACAGAAGAAAGUCAAGAAAGGUAAGGAUGAAGUGCGUCUGCAGCUUGACAGCGCCCUACAGGAUGUGAGCGUGCGCUACAGUGUGCUUGAGGAAACGGAGAAGAGGGCCGUGUGUCGUGCACUGAUUGAGGAGCGCGCACGUUACUGCAGCUUCAUCAGCAUGCUCAAACCUGUGCUGGACCAUGAGAUCAGCAUGCUAGGGGAGGUGACUCACCUGCAGUCUAUUCUAGAGGACCUGACUCACCUGACAGCUGACCCAACCCUGCUGCCACCAGCUAGCGAACAGGUGAUUUUGGAUCUGAAAGGUUCAGACUUUAAUUAUACCUACCAGACCCCCCCGGCGUCUCCAAGCAACAGUCUCUCCAGGAAGGGGAGUGUCAGCAGUAACUACCACCUUGGUUCAGUCCGGCAUGUCCCCUCUUUGGACUCCAUCAGCUGCUCUGGGGACGGUAGCGCCCAGGAUCUUGGGGGCGCAGCCGACCAGAGGGCUCGGGGGUCUGGGGUCAUCGGAGGACCAGAGAAUGGUUCCCUGGCCCCGCCCCCCCACUGCGCCUACAACCAGGAGAGGAGCAGGACCAUGUCCACCUCUAGCAAGUCUUGCUCUGCCAGGGACCAGUUGUCUGGGUGUAACUCUGGCGCCCCCCGGAGCAGCAGAGACUCACUGCACUGCUCUAGUGGCUACAGCACCCAGACUACCACCCCCUCCUGCUCAGAGGACACCAUACACACACAUGCUUUAAAGAUUGAGCCGCCUCUCUAUGUCGACUACGAGUCCAUCUCGCUCCACGGCGGCGAUGCAGACUCCAUCUCCCUCCACAGCCUGCGUCUCCACAGCAACAGCCAGUCCGACUUCGACCACCGGUCGUCGACCAUGCCCCGCAACUCGGACCUGAGUCUGCAGUGCCGCAAGAUGCUCCAGUCCAAACGGCCCUCCUCCACCGUGUCCCUGUUGGCUGAGCCGGAGCUAAGGGCGUCGCACACGGCCACCAUCCGCAGGAAGCCCUCCUCCAAGCCGGCCUACCGCCGGGGCACCAUCAGCGGGGCCCUGCCCAUCCCCACCCCCACCCCCCAGGUCCCUCCCCUCAAGGCCCUGGGCGUUGCCGGGAGCGACGAGAACGUCUUCCUCCACCCGGCGGCGGUGGCCGGGCUCUCCCACAGCAAGCAGUACCACACCUCCACCCAGAGUCUGAGCGCCAUGCCCCCGCCCUCACCCUACUACCAGCUGGUCCCGGGGCGCCUGCCCAUCCCAGUCCCCGUCCCCACCGCACCUGUAGGGGGCAGCAGCACCCGGCUCAACCAGCCGCACGCUCAGACCGGAGCUCCCCCACAGCACCAACCGCAACCCCAACAACAACCACAGAUCCACCACCAUCAACAACAACAGAUUCACCAUCAACAACAACAGAUCUACCAACAACAACAGAUCUACCAUCAACAACAACAACAACAACAGAUCCACACUCCACAAUCGCCUCAACAACAGAUCCAUCAGCAACAGCUGUAUCAAGUGGCCCAUUCACAGCCGCAACCGCAACAACAACAACUGUUGUAUCAACCACAACAACAACAACAACAACAACUGAUGUAUCAAAAACCUGAACAACCACAGGCCCACCAGCAGCAUCAACAGCAGCUGGUCCAGCAGCCACCCAAAUGUCCUGCCCCGCCUGCCCAGGAAGAGGCUUCUAAUCCUGGGUACAUUGUCAACUACCAGCCCCCGCCUCCGGCCCUGGGCCUGGAGGAGCCAAGUGCGGAUGUAGUGGAUGGAGGAGGGGGAAGCAUGCAGGCUUGGAUCAGAGGCGUGAAACUCAGACCGACCAUGACCAAUGACCGCUCGGCCCCUCUCCUGCCCCCGGCCAAUCACAAGUGACCCGCAGAGAUGGGCCGCUCAACCUUCUCUCAGAAGUCAAAAACACUCUGUGUCUUCAAACACACAACCGUGUCUUAGACACCGGGAGUUUUAACUCGCUUCGUACGUUCAAAUUUAUUCUGAAUCAUCUGUUAAACGUUUCUUAUGUGUAUUGUGCUUUUAUUUCAUUUUUAAGUUGUGAUUUGUUUGGAUGUUUGGCUUUAAUUACUUUUAUUUUUUUUUAACCUUAUGGCUUUUUUAUUUUCAUUUGAUUGUCUCUUUAAGUUGUUGCUUUAUGUUGCUUUAUCUUACACAAUCAAUGUUCUGUGGCACUGUGUCAGAUGCUGAUUGGUUGUCAGAUGUGAGUUCUUCCUGAUAUAUGGGUCAAGGCCAUCCAGGAUGGACCUGCUGUUUGAACUGGUGACUGUCCCGGGAUGGCUGGGCGGAGCCUAGCUUAGUUACCAGUCACAACAAGAAUGAGUGAGGAAUCGGAAUAAUUAGGUAGGUUAAACCUAUCGCUGUUAAUGACCUAUCAAUCAGACGCCUAGCUGACAAUCAGUCUCUAGAAGCCUAGAUGUCAAUCAGACUCUAGAUGUCAUUAGACUCUAGAUGUCUAGAAGUCAAUCGUACUCUCGAUGUCUAGAAGUCCAUCGGACUCUGGAAGUCUAAAAAUCCAUCGGACUCUAGAAGUCGAUCAGGCUCUAAUCCGACUCAGCUUCAGAUUUGUUGGGUGUGUGAGGGCAGUGAGGUUUUGCCAUAGCAGGCUAUGAGUGCUAACCUUGUCCUCUCACCGUAGUUACACCAGACUUAUCCAUUCUAAACCUUUAGAUGCGAAAGGGGUGGGUAUAGUAUUGGUGGUGUUGACCGAUAAAUGCAGCCUGUAAAUAUGUCGGGUCAGGAGGAAUAAAUGGUAAUGUACUAUCAAUCAUCAAUCAAUUGAUAUUGGCUUCUGUUAACCAGAGCCGCAGAGAUGCCAUGCUGGAUCUGUUUGUUUCUAUUGAUCAGUCGAUCGAAUGAUAGCAGUCGUGUGUAUAUAUUAGUGCUUUCGUUUCCCUAAAGAGAUAUCAAUAUAUAUGGAUAGUAUUUUGUUGAUAAUUGAUUAGCGUUCGCUAUAGAAGAGGCGUUAAGCAGAAGCCUAUUUUUGUACAAAAGUCUGGAAAAACAAGCCAAAAAACUAACUUUUAACAGCUGGAGUUUAACCAGUAGGGAGAGAACCAAAGACCGCACAGACGGGUUUGGGACCAGAUGUCUGUUGCAUCAGGAUAAUGUGAUAUUUUUGGGCUAGCUUUGGGAUGUAAAUCGAUUUUGUGUUCUUUGCAAUUUGGUUAAGAUAUAGUUUUAAGUGGAUCCUUUAGCUUUAAGCCUCAUCCUAAAUGAGUCUACUUUGGUUGAACCAAUGACUGUCUUCAGCAGCUGUGAUGUCACUACCUACCGGUAGUAAAUAUUUGUUUUGAUUCAUCUUAAAAGAUCUUUAAAGAAAA
This is a messenger RNA of Gadus morhua (Atlantic cod), 4437 nucleotides long. RefSeq names its product MTSS I-BAR domain containing 1 (gene mtss1). Lineage: Eukaryota; Metazoa; Chordata; Actinopteri; Gadiformes; Gadidae. Gene Ontology annotation, cellular component: actin cytoskeleton; cytoplasmic side of plasma membrane. Gene Ontology annotation, biological process: cell projection assembly; plasma membrane organization. The record is from RefSeq and is a predicted model, not a curated record. The transcript is spliced from 14 exons. Bases 668 to 2977 code for a protein of 769 amino acids. Gene Ontology annotation, molecular function: phospholipid binding; actin binding.